AAAAGUUGGCCUGUUUUGCUCUUCCCCCUAAGCGGCCUGAGGUGACCUCUGAAAAUGGUUCGCUAUUCGCUUGACCCAGAAAACCCUACGAAAUCAUGUAAAUCAAGAGGUUCAAAUCUUCGUGUUCACUUUAAGAACACACGUGAAACUGCCCAGGCCAUCAAGGGUAUGCAUAUCGGAAAAGCCACCAAGAAUCUGAAAGACGUCACUUUACAGAAGCAGUGUGUGCCAUUCCGUCGCUACAAUGGUGGAGUUGGUAGGUGUGCCCAGGCCAAACAGUGGGGCUGGACACAGGGUCGGUGGCCCAAGAAGAGUGCUGAAUUUUUACUGCACAUGCUUAAAAAUGCAGAGAGUAAUGCUGAACUUAAGGGUUUAGAUGUUGAUUCUCUGGUCAUUGAGCACAUCCAGGUGAACAAAGCCUCCAAGAUGCGGCGUAGAAUGUACAGGGCUCAUGGUCGGAUUAACCCAUACAUGAGCUCUCCCUGCCACAUUGAGAUGAUCCUUAGUGAAAAAGAGCAGAUUGUUCCUAAACCAGAAGAGGAGGUUGCACAGAAGAAAAAGAUAUCCCAGAAGAAACUGAAGAAACAAAAACUUAUGGCCCGGGAGUAAAUUCUGCAGAAUAAAGGCAAAUAAAAAUAAAAAGAGAAAAAAAA
Molecule: messenger RNA, 653 nt
Organism: Zalophus californianus (California sea lion)
Lineage: Eukaryota; Metazoa; Chordata; Mammalia; Carnivora; Otariidae
Product: 60S ribosomal protein L17-like
Exons: 1
Coding region: 55-609 (184 amino acids)
Biological process (GO): cytoplasmic translation
Cellular component (GO): ribosome; cytosolic large ribosomal subunit
Molecular function (GO): structural constituent of ribosome
Source: RefSeq, a predicted model, not a curated record